AUGAUCAGUUCUGUUACUCACUUCAUCCUCUUGGGCUUCCCCACCAGCAGGGAGAUACGGAUGGCCUACUUUAUGAUGUUCUCAGUGAUCUAUAUGCUAACAUUAAUGGGAAAUGCAGCUAUUGUCUGUGCUGUGCGCUGGGAUCGGCACCUCCAUACCCCCAUGUACAUAUUUUUGGGGAAUUUCUCUUUCCUGGAGAUCUGCUAUGUCUCCACAACUGUUCCCAACAUGUUGAGCAAUUUUCUUUCUGAGAGCAAGACCAUCACAUUUGUUGGUUGCUUUGUGCAAUUCUAUUUCUUCUUCUCUUUUGGCUGUGAUGAAGGUUUCUAUCUUUGCAUCAUGGCAUUUGAUAGAUACCUUGCUAUCUGUCGUCCACUGCAUUACCCAACCAUCAUGACCACAUAUCUCUGCACUAGCUUGGUGAUUUUUGGCUGGUCAGGUGGCCUUAUCCUCUUUCUAAUACCAGUUGUUCUCAUCUCACAAUUGCCCUAUUGUGGCCCAAACAUUAUUGAUCACUUCAUAUGUGAUCCUGUCCCAUUGAUGUCCCUUUCAUGUUCCCAAGACCAUACCACAAAGCUCAUUUACUCUACUUUCAAUGUCAUCUUUAUGGUUGGUACUUUUAUCUUCAUCCUCAUUUCCUAUGCUUUAGUCAUUCUUUCUGUGCUGCGGAUCCCCACUGCUGCUGGCAAACGCAAGGCCUUCUCCACAUGUGCUUCACAUCUAGCUGUAGUGAUCUUAUUCUUUGGCUCUGUUAUGGCGAUGUAUGUGCGGCCAGGAUCAGAGCAGCCAGUAAAAUUUCAAAAAGUUGUGACACUGUUUUAUUCAGUUAUCACUCCACUUCUCAACCCCAUGAUCUACAGCCUCCGAAAUAAAGAUAUGAAGGCUGCUCUGAAGAAAGUUGUGGUGACCAAAAAGACUUCUCAGAAUUAG
This is a messenger RNA of Dromiciops gliroides (monito del monte), 930 nucleotides long. RefSeq names its product olfactory receptor 11G2-like. Gene Ontology annotation, molecular function: olfactory receptor activity; G protein-coupled receptor activity. Gene Ontology annotation, biological process: G protein-coupled receptor signaling pathway. NCBI's taxonomy places the organism in Eukaryota, Metazoa, Chordata, Mammalia, Microbiotheria, Microbiotheriidae. The record is from RefSeq and is a predicted model, not a curated record. Gene Ontology annotation, cellular component: membrane. The transcript has a single exon. The coding region runs from base 1 to 930 and encodes 309 amino acids.